Chlamydomonas reinhardtii is the source of this 3123-nucleotide messenger RNA. RefSeq lists its product as uncharacterized. The record is from RefSeq and is a predicted model, not a curated record. The transcript is spliced from 16 exons. Lineage: Eukaryota; Viridiplantae; Chlorophyta; Chlorophyceae; Chlamydomonadales; Chlamydomonadaceae. Gene Ontology annotation, molecular function: ATP binding; ATP hydrolysis activity; ATP-dependent peptidase activity. Gene Ontology annotation, cellular component: membrane; chloroplast thylakoid. Gene Ontology annotation, biological process: proteolysis. The coding region runs from base 90 to 2198 and encodes 702 amino acids.
CUACCACCAUCAGACAAGAAAGCUGCUUAAUCCUUUCGCUGUCGCUUCGUGCAUAGCGCCCUCCGAGUAGUGGGGCCACAGCGUAACCCAUGCGCUCAGUGCGCCAAAUAAUCCAGCUGAUAGCCGGAAGCAGGGUUUCGCGCAAGGAGCUUGCAGAGGUACUGAAGCAUGGCCGGAGGGUCUACAACACGCGGGCGGAGGAGGGUGUGGAGCACCUGAGGACGCUCAAUAAACUGGGCCAGCAUGAGGCGGUCGUGAGCGCGUUUGAGGGCAACCGCGUUGCCAACUCGCCGGAGUCGCUUGCGGAGUAUGUGAAAGCCCUUUCGCGACUGGACCGGCUCGACCCGUCUCGCUUCUAUGCUUACACGCAGCGCACGGGCGGCCUGGCGGCUGGCGCUCGCGGUGCGGAGUACGCGUCUAGCAGCGGCGGCGGCAGCUCCACCGCUCCCUUCUUUGGCAGCGGCGGCGGCGGCAGCAGCUGGGGCGCGGGCAGCAGCGGCGGCGGCGGUGGCUACUACGGCUCAGGGGCGGGCGCGGGCGGCGGCGGCGGCGGCUUCGCCGCGGGGCCGGCGCUGGGCGCGGCGGCGGCGUCUGCCAUGGGUGGCGGGCUGGGCGGCGCGGGGGCGGCGGCGGCGGAUGGUGUGAUGGGGUCUCCGAAGAACCCUCUGGUCAUGACGUUUGCGGAGCCCAGCUUCUCUAGCCAGAUGUGGCGCACCAUCCGCACGCUGGGUGGCGCCUUCAUUCUGGUGACGUGCCUGGGCACGCUGCUGGACGACAAGGGGCUGACCAAGUCCUUCCUCAACAACCCCGACCUCAAGCCGCAGAUGAACAGCAGCACGCGAUUCGCGGACGUCAAGGGCGUGGACGAGGCCAAGCACGAGCUGGAGGAGAUUGUGGAGUACCUGCGUGACCCGCACAAGUUCACUGGGCUGGGCGGCAAGCUGCCCAAGGGAGUGCUUCUGGUGGGGCCGCCCGGCACGGGCAAGACCAUGCUGGCGCGAGCGAUUGCAGGCGAGGCCGGUGUGCCCUUCUUCUACACCUCCGGCUCGGAGUUCGAGGAGGUGUUCGUAGGCGUGGGCGCGCGCCGUGUGCGCGACCUGUUCGCGGCCGCCAAGAAGCACGCGCCCUGCAUCAUCUUCAUUGAUGAGAUCGACGCCAUUGGCGGCAACCGCAACCCUAAGGACCAGCAGUACAUGCGCAUGACGCUGAACCAGAUGCUGGUGGAGCUGGACGGAUUCAAGGCCACGGAGGGCAUCAUCGUGGUGGCCGCCACAAACUUCGCCGAGGUGCUGGACAAGGCACUGGUGCGGCCCGGCCGCUUUGACCGGCACAUCGUGGUGCCCAACCCGGACGUGGAGGGCCGCAAGUCCAUCCUGGAGACACACAUGGCCAAGAUCCCCAAGAGCGCCGACCUGGACCUGGGCGUCAUCGCCCGCGCCACGCCCGGCUUCAGCGGCGCCGACCUGGCCAACGUGGUCAACGUGGCGGCCCUGCACGCAGCCAAGAGCGGGCUCAAGGAGGUGGGCAUGCGCUCCAUGGAGUACGCGCGCGACCGCAUCAUCAUGGGCGCCGAGCGCAAGUCCGCCGCCAUCAGCGAGAAGAGCCGCCGCCUGACCGCCUACCACGAGGGCGGGCACGCGCUGGUGGCGCUGCUGACGGAGGGGGCGGACCCCGUGCACAAGGCGACCAUCGUGCCGCGAGGCAUGGCGCUGGGCAUGGUGAGCCAGCUGCCGGAGGAGGACGCCACCAGCAUGAGCCGCCGCCAGAUGAUGGCGCGGCUGGACGUGUGCAUGGGCGGCCGCGUGGCGGAGGAGCUCAUAUUCGGGCACGACGACGUCACCACGGGCGCCAGCUCCGACCUACGCAUGGCCACGCAGCUGGCUCGGGCCAUGGUGACCAAGUACGGCAUGAGCGACAAGCUGGGACAGGUGGCACUGGACUACGACGACAGCCACGCCAUGAGCAGUGAGACACGCGCCGCCGUGGAGGAGGAGGUCCGCAAGCUGGUGCAGGGCGCCUACGACCGCGCCAAGGCCGUGCUGACUCGCCACGAGCCGCAGCUGCACAAGCUGGCGGCCGAGCUGUUGGACAAGGAGACGCUCAGCGGGGAGCAGAUCCGGACCAGCCUGGGGCUGGCGGCGCGGGCGGCGGCCAGCGCGGCGGGGCAGGUAGGCGGCAAGCGGCCGGAGGCGGCGUGAGGGUGGACGAGCAGGGAGGUGAGGAGGGCAGGAGGGGAGGAGGGCAGGAGGGGAGGAGGGCAGGAGGGCAGGAGGGGAGGAGGGCAGGAGGAGAGGAGGGCAGGAGGGGAGGAGGGCCGGCGAGGCAGGUUGGUGCCAGUGUGUGCAGGUACGGCAGGCUGCCGCACGUUGCCGAGAAGUGCAGGGCUUCUAUUUUCAUUCCGCUUGUGUGGCAGUCAGCAUGUACAGAUGUAAGUUGAGCGCUAGGGUGUGGUGCGAGAUAAUGAAGUGCAAGCCGUAUUCCCUUUCGAUGGAUGGUCUCGCGUUUGCAAGUUUUGGUUCUGUUUGGGUCUGCUUUCUUGGUCGGGUCGUGAGGAAGGGCUGAACGGAUACGUGCAGCGCGGUCUGAUAAGCGUGCCAUUCUUUAAGAUGGGAGACGUGGCGUGGGCGCAGCUCAAUCGUCCCUGGGAGGGAAUACCACUAUCUUGUCGGUGGUACGGGAAAUCUGCUGUUUAAGUGGGUUUACGGCGUCGUUAUUGUGCGGAGCAAUGGUGCGGUUUAGAUCCGUUGGGUUUGACGUGUUCCGCGUUGCGCUCACUGUGGGACAACCCACGAGCGCAGACAAGUGAGCAGAUGGCAGGGUGUAGGCCUGUAGGGUGCGGGCGGCUGUGUUACAAUCUGUGUGCUGCUGACAUUCGGAUCCAUCUGUACGGCUCCUCGCUCCAUCUGUAAGGCUCCUCGCAGGGCAUACGGGACCACGCAAACCUGCCCCCUAGGCCCCUACCCUGUCCGAGUGUCCGGCUGUCCCAUCGCCCCCCACCACCACCACCACAACCACCACUGUAUGGGAUGCCGUUGGCCCGCUCUCGCCCUGGUGGCCUGGUCUGCCCACGAUUCUCUUGAGUCCGUUUGAGUCCGUCAUGAACCGGAUCUGAACUUGACCCUA